Messenger RNA from Morone saxatilis (striped sea-bass), 3413 nucleotides. It is a transcript of the gene bace1, whose product is annotated as beta-secretase 1. Gene Ontology annotation, molecular function: aspartic-type endopeptidase activity. The record is from RefSeq and is a predicted model, not a curated record. Lineage: Eukaryota; Metazoa; Chordata; Actinopteri; Moronidae. Gene Ontology annotation, cellular component: trans-Golgi network; membrane; endosome. Gene Ontology annotation, biological process: membrane protein ectodomain proteolysis; amyloid-beta metabolic process.
UGUAACUUGACGUCGGCCGAUCGACGAUGCUCGCGCUCUCGCAGCUCUGAAGGAUGCAGCGGGGUGGAUGGAGGAGGAGGAGGAGGUGAAAGACUGGAAGGCGGAGAACAGAAUGAACGGGCCGGGGAAGCUGAAGGAUGCGGAUUACGGAGGCCCGGCGGUCAGCCUGCUUACCGACGAAGGUUUCGGCCGUUUGACACGAGGAUGUGCGGAGAAAACGACACAGGUCUGCGGGUUGUCGAUACACUGAGCACGGAGGGAGAGCCCGUCGAUGGUUGCCUGAUUUAAUUGUGAGGGUGAAUUGAUUUCCAGCCUAGGCUAUUUUUGCACUACAUGUCUGUGCAGGUGUAACAUUGGGUUCCUCCAUUUAACGUCAAGAAACCCGGAGAACAACACAGUGUGACCCCGUCCCUCUUCCUAUCUGUGGCUCAUCUGCCAUCAUGGUUUUAGCCGUCAUUUUAGCAUCAUCGCCACCUGAUCUCCUGUCCCGUGUCGCUGCAGACAGGAUGUCAAACUGAACGGAGCGCCGUAAAGUCAACACCAAACACACCGAAAAUACAACUUCACCGAGUUUCAACAUGGAGGCGUCGACGCUACAGCCCCGCUGGUGGACCGGUCUGCUCUUAUGGACGACGCUGUGUCUGCUCGGCAGCGGUCAGUCCGCGCCUGACGCCUCGGGCCUGCCUGUAGCCAUCCGCCCACCUGCCGCCGUGAACCGCGAGCGCGGCAAAACGGGGCAACACGCCGCGCGCAGGCGGAGAGGGGCGGCAGCGGGCGGCGUCAGCUUCGUGGACAUGAUUGAUAACCUGCGUGGGAAGUCUGGUCAGGGAUACUACGUGGAGAUGGCCGUGGGGUCUCCUCCGCAGAAGUUGAACAUCCUGGUGGAUACAGGAAGCAGUAACUUUGCUGUCGGGGCGGCUGCUCAUCCCUUCCUGCGCAGAUACUACCAUCGCUCACUGUCCAGCUCUUACCGUGACCAGGGUAGGAGUGUGUAUGUCCCUUACACCCAGGGUCGCUGGGAGGGGGAGCUGGGCACCGACCUGGUCUCUGUCCCACAUGGCCCUAACGCCACACUGCGCGCCAAUAUCGCUGCAAUCACCCAGUCAGACCGCUUCUUCAUCAAUGGAUCCAACUGGGAGGGAAUCCUGGGACUGGCCUACGCCGAUAUAGCACGGCCCGAUGAGACAUUGGAGCCUUUCUUUGACUCUCUCGUUCGUCAGACUCCUGUCCCCAACCUCUUCUCUCUCCAGUUGUGUGGAGCCGGCUUCACCCAAAACUACUCCCUGGGCAGCGCUACUGUAGGCGGCAGCAUGAUCAUCGGAGGAGUGGACCCAUCACUGUAUGUGGAGGAGCUUUGGUACACUCCCAUCCGCAGGGAGUGGUACUAUGAGGUCAUUAUCGUUCGUAUUGAGGUGAAUGGACAGGACCUCAACAUGGACUGUAAAGAGUACAACUACGAUAAGAGCAUUGUGGACAGCGGCACCACCAACCUUCGACUGCCUAGAAAAGUCUUCCAGGCUGCAGUCAAGGCUAUUGAAGCAGCCUCUUCGACAGAACAGUUUCCCUCUGGGUUCUGGCUGGGGGAGCAGCUGGUAUGUUGGCAGGCCGGCACUACACCCUGGCACAUCUUCCCAGUCAUCUCCCUCUACCUGAUGAGUGAAAAUCACAACCAGUCCUUCAGAAUCUCCAUCCUGCCGCAGCAAUAUCUGCGGCCAGUAGAGGAUGUGGCCUCCGCCCAGGAGGACUGCUAUAAGUUUGCUGUGUCCCAGUCUAGCACUGGUACAGUGAUGGGGGCUGUCAUCAUGGAAGGCUUCUAUGUGGUCUUCGACCGAGAAAAGAAACGCAUCGGCUUUGCUGUUAGCACCUGCCAUGUGCAUGAUGAGUUUCGCACCGCCUCUGUGGAAGGCCCGUUCCAUGGUGUGGACCUGGAGGACUGCGGCUACAACAUCCCUCAGACAGACGAGUCCACUCUCAUGACCAUCGCCUACAUCAUGGCGGGAAUCUGCGCUCUCUUCAUGCUUCCGCUCUGUCUCAUGGUGUGCCAGUGGCGCUUUGCCCGCUGCCUCCACCCACAUGGGGACUUUGCUGAUGAUAUAUCGCUCCUUAAGUGAAAAGGGGGGGGUGGGGAGAAGCGGACAAAAAGAGUCGUAGAGAUCCACACUUGAAACGGAGAUGGAAUGUGGUAAAAGGGAUGUACGUUGUUACGUAAUAUUGCCGCUGUUGAAAGAGAGCUACUCCAGGAAUAUAAUACGUAAAGUAUAGAAAAUGCUGACAUACAGUGAAUACACAGUGAACAGUGGUGCCCUCAAAUUGGAGAGCACUUGAGGAUAACUAGAGCCAUUACUAACCUGAAGGACAAACAAGAGAAAGUUGGUGUCAUCAGCAUCAACUUUGCCUGUUUAAGCUACCUAUGCAGAUCAGCAUGGCUAGAGGAACGGAAGAAAAAAAAAAUCUGCUAUUUCUUAUAAAUAGUGUAUAAAUAGACCACAGGGAUAGAUUGGAUUUGAAAUUUGGAAUCUGUUCAUAUUGGAGAGCUCCACACACAGAUAAUGAAAAAAAAAGACAAAUGUUGCUUAAUGAAGAAACUCAUGAGCUGGACACAAGUUGAGAAUUCACCAUGUAGUCGGACCUAGUUUGCUAUGGUAUGAUUUGAACAUAUGAGUGUGCGGUUACAUGUGUGUGUUUAUAGAUCUACUGUUCGUGGCUUAUGAGUGAAUGAAGCAAGUUUGAUAUGUAUGAGCAUGCCUGUAUGUGUGCACAGCUGUACUUUAAGUGAAGAGUCUAAAGAGAAGAUUUAAUGAAAAUGAUACUACUGAGAAUGAAUAGCGUCUAUGAGGUUACACUAUUUUGCAAAUGCCAGCGAAGAAUUCUGCAAUGCAAAUUAAGUAAGCAUAAAGAAGCUAAUUUGAUGAAAUAACAGAUUGUAUAACAGCAUUUACUGCAUACAGUCAGUUUUGCUUUGUGUUGAACUGAGACCACUGAACACAGUCAAUAUCAGAUGUCACUUUUUCUUCUUAUACUGAUAGCUUAAAUAUAUCUAUUGUACACAAAAUUGGUGCAUUCCAGAUCUUCUAUUUGCGCAGGCACACACACACACACAGAAUACACAUUGCUUAUCCUACUGCUGCACCAUCUGAUGAUUUGCACAUGUAACAAUGCAUUACAUGUUAACAAACCAAGACUUCAUAGGGCUUCUUUCAUAGACACAGAAACAGCCAAACUCACUACAUCUUUCAAUGGGGACCAUAUAUGCUUGGGGAAGGAAACCAGCCCAAACUAUGUUAUACACUGAAGAACACUAUGUAUGUCUACAAGGGACAGUUUAUAUUGUCCCUUAGCAAGCUGUAAAUAGAUAAACUCAGAACUGUAUAUUUAUCUGUCAGGCUCUGGCAGCACUGUUGAACCAAUAAAGU